UUGUUUAAAAGUAAGAAGAGCAGCAACAUGAGCAACAUGUCCUCUAACGAGUCCGAGCCCGUGUGUAAAAAACCUAAAAUUGAAACUGAAAUCGAGAAGGAAUCGGUGGAAGGUGAAACCAAUGUCCAUAAAGACCUGAAGAACUUUUCGGCGUUCUCUUUGGAUAAAAUCCUGUACAACAAUUCGAACAGAAAGUCGGUAUGUUUGCAAGGCUCUUUUGAUGGUCUUAGUGGCACAGCAAUUGUUUUGUUAGAGAAAACUGCCUUUGAGGAUGAAAAACUGAAAGAGAAGGGUGCAUUCUUUAAUGAGAAGAGCGAAUUGAAGCAGAUAUUCCAAAACGAUAUUUAUGGAAACUAUGAAUGCUUCCCAGAGUACAAUCCUAUUAAGACUACAAUAAUUCAUCCUGCCACUGAUAAGCACAUUAGCAAAUAUUCAGGUAACAUAAGUUUUAUGGUUGAUGAAACUCCAGAGCUUUACAAGAACAUCAUUUUACCUCAUAUUAUUGAAGAGCAGUUUGAUUUAUCUUGGCUAUAUAAUAUUCUUGACCACAAAAAGGAAGUAGAAAGAAUCAUUUAUGAAGAUAAUUCUGAAAGUAAUGGAUUUGUAUUGCUGCCUGAUAUGAAAUGGGAUGGUAAAACUAUUGAAACUUUACAUAUAUUGGCUUUAGUUCAUACAAGAGGUAUAAAGUCCUUAAGAGACUUAUCCAAGGAUCAUUUGACACUCUUAAAGAAUAUCCAGACCAUUGGACAGAACAUAAUCCAAGAAAAGUACAAUAUCCCAGCAAGUCAACUACGCGUUUACUUACAUUACCAGCCUUCAUUUUACCAUCUGCAUGUGCACUUCACUUACCUUCAAUUCGACGCUCCUGGUAUAUACACUGAAAGAGCGCAUCUACUCUCAAACGUCAUAAGCAAUUUGGAGCUGCUCUCCGAUUACUAUCAAAAAGUCUCACUGCCGUUCGUCGUUCAGGAGAACAGCACCCUUUGCAAGAUAUUAAAAAGCAAGGGGAUUUUAAAUUAAGAUGUUGCUGCAGAGUGUU
Molecule: messenger RNA, 1039 nt
Organism: Nicrophorus vespilloides
Lineage: Eukaryota; Metazoa; Arthropoda; Insecta; Coleoptera; Silphidae
Gene: Dcps
Product: m7GpppX diphosphatase
Exons: 4
Coding region: 28-1020 (330 amino acids)
Biological process (GO): deadenylation-dependent decapping of nuclear-transcribed mRNA
Cellular component (GO): nucleus; P-body
Molecular function (GO): hydrolase activity; RNA 7-methylguanosine cap binding
Source: RefSeq, a predicted model, not a curated record